GCGAUAGGAGAGAGAGAGAGAGAGAGAGAGAGAGAGAGAGAGAGAGAGAGAGAGAGAGAGAGAGAGAGAGAGAGAGAGAGAGAGAGAGAGAGAAGAUGGCUAUGGCAGGGCUACAGAAGCCAACAGAGCCUUAUACCUACUCGGCAGCACCUCGGCCAGUGAACCAUCGGAAGUUCGGCAAGUUCAGUGAACCAGCGUAUCUUUAUUCUGGUCCAAUGAACAUAAUGUAUGAUCCACGUGUGAUCCGAGGGAACACAUACGCAUUGCAGGUCAAUCCUUUUCUUUGGCAAGAAGAGGCAGCAGCAGCAGCAGCAAAGCGCAAGAAGAAGAAGCGGAAAAGACCGCCGGAAAAAAAGCGUCCAGAAACUCCGGAGCCAGUUUUCGGAAGGAAGCAUAUUGUUCUGCAGACAGACAAAUAUUUGGAAGAGCUUUCGGAUAAGAUUCCAGAAGCAACAGCCGAGACACAGACAGAUCCAUUCAUGGACCGUCCUCUCACACCAUUGUACAUUCCUCAAAAAACAGGGCUUGAUGUCGCCACACAGAUCGAAGAGGGUGACUUAUUCCACUUUGACAUUGAGGUUGAGCCCAUACUGGAGGUGCUUGUUGGAAAGACACUUGAGCAAGCUCUCAUGGAAGUACUGGAGGAGGAAGAAUUGGCAGCAAUGCAUGCUCAUCAGGAGCAUUUUGAACAAAUACGAAAUGCAGAGCUUGUAGCUGUGCAGCGUAUGGAAGCUGCGGAAAUCAGAAAACUUGAGGAGAAGGAGCGACGAAUUGCUCAGGAGAAACAACGACUCAUACACGAAAAGAUCGCAAAGGAAAAGCUAGCAGCGCAGACAUUCUCUCGUGGAUAUCUCUCCGUGAUCUUUGACAACGUGUUCCGCAAAUUGAGGCAAUCUGGACACUUCUACGACCCUGUCGAGAGAGAGGUCAAGAACUCCAUUGAGAUAUACAAUCAGAAGCAUGUCGAGGCUGAAAGACGCAAAGCGGAAUAUUUGGCAGAGAAGCGGAAGAAGGCAGAGGAGGAGGCCAGGUUGAAGGCAGAGGCAGAGGCAAAAGCCCAGGUGGUGCGCGAGAAGAAAGUCAAGCUUCUUGCGACGAUGAUUGAGAACGGAACAGUUUCAGAAGAAGAACGCGAAAAACUGCUCGAGGAUCUGGAGGAGAAUAAGAGGUUGUUGCAAGAGGUCUCGAAGGACGCCGUCAAACUUGACGCUCUCCUGUACGAUAGGUUGAUGGAACAAGGCACCAUCACAGAGGAGAUGGUAGAGGAGAUCGAGGCAGCGGAGAAAGCAAGGAUCGAGACAGAGAGGAAGGGCAAGAUCCUUCGCAGCAUACUUGAAAGAAGUCUCAUCAGAGAAAAAGAUAAGAACAAACUGAUGGCAGAGAUCGAGGAGAACGAGGAAAACGCGGAGAUCUUGAACGAUGAGGCUGCAGUCAACGUGUUAUUGUUUGACAUGUUGCUGGAGCAGGAGUACAUUACCCAAGAGACAGUGGCGGAAACGGAAAAACUGGUGGCGGAAGAGGAAGCGAAGGCAAAGGCGGAGAGAGAGCGUAAGGGCAGAAUUCUUCUCAGUCUGCUCGAAAGAGGGGUUGCCCAAGAAAAGGACAAGAAGCGGAUGCUCAAAAAGAUAAAGAAGGACGAGGAACGCGCAAGUAUUUUGAAAGAUGUACCCGCUCUGAAUGCUUUGUUGUUUGAUAUGAUGUUGGAGAAGGGGUCCAUCACACAAGAGAUGGUGGCCGAGACAGAAGCCUUGUUCGAAGCAGCAGAGAAGGCGAAGGCCGAGAAAGAGCACAAGGGAAAACUCCUUCACAGUUUGCUGGAAAGAAAUCUCGCCAAAGAAACGGAUAAAGCUCAACUGCUCGCCGAGAUUAAGGAGGACAAGAAACGCGCAAGUAUCUUGAAAGACGAAACCGCUCUGAACGCGCUGUUGUUCGACAUGCUGUUGGCGAAGAAGCUCAUUACCCCGGCGAUGGUCGGCGCAACUGAAGAAAUGUGGGCAGCAGCGAAGGCGAAGGUCGAGUGGGAGCGUAAGAGCAAACUCCUUCGCAGCAUGCUGGAAAGAAAUGUCAUCAAGGAAACAGACAGCGCUCCGCUGCUCGCACAGAUCAAAGAGGACAAGCAACACGCAAAUACCUUGACGGACGAAACCGCUCUGGACGCACUGUUGUUCGACAUGCUGUCCGAGAAGCAGCUCAUUACCCCAGCGACGAUCGCCGCAACCGAAGAGUUCUGGGCCGCAGAGAAGGUAAAGGCGGAGAGAGAGCAUAAGGGCAAACUCCUUCAAAGUAUGCUCGAAAGAACUCUUGUCAAAGAGACCGAUAAAGAUCAACUGCUCGCAGAGAUAAAGGAGGACAAGAAACACGCAAACAUCUUGAAGGACGAAACCGCUCUGAAUGCGCUGUUGUUCGACAUGCUGUUGGAGAAGAAGCACAUUACCCCGGAGAUGGUCGCCGCAACCGAAGAAUUGUUGGCGCCGCCGCCUGAACCGCCACAAGAACCUCCACCACCACCGCCCGGGUAUAUGACUUAAAGCCAAAUAAAUACGACUGACCGGCCGGGUAUAUGUGACUUAAAGCCAAGUAAAUACGACUGAGCUCGUAAUGUAAUGAAUGAGCGCGAGCGCA
Molecule: messenger RNA, 2622 nt
Organism: Chara braunii
Lineage: Eukaryota; Viridiplantae; Streptophyta; Charophyceae; Charales; Characeae
Source: the annotation of a GenBank genome assembly